Molecule: messenger RNA, 735 nt
Organism: Mesorhabditis spiculigera
Lineage: Eukaryota; Metazoa; Nematoda; Chromadorea; Rhabditida; Rhabditidae
Source: the annotation of a GenBank genome assembly
AUGGAUCCUGACUAUGUCUGUAACUACGGAAAUGAAAGAUUACCGCGAUACUGGGUUGUCUGCAAUCAACAAGCCGUCUACCAUUGUCGUCAAGGGAUUGGAUUGAUGAAUCGGUUGCUGGCCAAUUUGAGGCCAAUGUUUUUGACGAUGCGACAUCUGCCACUGGGCCCACUAUCUGAUCCAUCCAUUAUUCAUAUUUGGAAAUUGCCGUAUACACUUUUCGUGAUAGCCGACCAUCAUCUCGACCAUUCCUAUAUUCGAAUAAUGGAUCUUGAUAAAUUCUGCUCAUUGGAUAUUGCUGCUGAAAUGCUUGUAUUCCUUCACACCCUCCUCAUCCAGCACCCUCCGAUCAGGAAUAAGAAACGGAUGAUUCGCCUGGUUAUUAGUCACCAUUGGGAUGAUCGAUGUCCGAUUGGUCACUAUAAUCAUCAGCUCUACCGGCGGAUGAUUGAUGGAGGUUUGGUGGUGAACGAAUUGAGAAAAAUCCCUUUAAACACGGCACAACAAGAUGCAAUGAUAUUUGAUUAUCAACACGAGCCGGGUUGCGCUAUGCCGCCAUUCGAAUGGGGAUGGCAGCGAAUCGUUGUGGUUGCACAGAAUUAUGGCCAAGACAUGGCAGCUGUACGAAAGGACUAUCGACCGUUGAAGCAGGUCUACCUUCUCCCCGGAAAUCCGGAAGACAGUGUUCCUGUAAAUGAUUGGCCAUUCUUUGCGGGUAGCAUGCGAAUUGAGCGA